GAGAAUUGUCAUCCCGGUGUCCCUCAGAAACCAGAUCAGUCGGUGGAUGUAUACAUACACAUACAAUAGGGCAUGGACACGUACGUGCUGUCACCAUUAAUGGGGAAGGAAAGAACUGAAAGAGACAAGAUUCUAAAUUAAUCACUGCUCGCCAAUGCAACUGGAGUUCACACUUAUCCUCUCAUAAUUGUUGACUUAUCUUUUUACUCGUAGUUGCCACAUUUUCGGCUUUCACAUACACUCAAAUUGUUAGCUUCAGCAAAUCAUUCCAUGCCCCUAAUAAUUCAACUCCCACAUAUGUAUCUAUAUAUAUAUAUAUGCAAUCAUGAAGCACACAGAUAGAAGAUAGUGAGAGUCCAAGGGAGAUAGUGAGUUUUGAUUGAGCUUCAAUAACUGAUUGCGAAAUGGCUUAUUACAACUUUUUUCUCUCGUUCUGUAUUAUCUUCUUCAUAUUCAACUUCAACACGAUUAUUACUGAAGGAAUUGGCCAUGUUCCGGCUGUUAUUGUAUUUGGAGACUCGCUCGUUGAUGUUGGUAACAAUAAUCACUUAGAGCUUUCCAUUCUUAAAUCUAAUUUUCCUCAUAAUGGUGUCGAUUAUCCAAAUCGGAAAGCAACUGGAAGGUAUAGCAAUGGAAAGAAUGCUGCUGAUUUCUUAUCUGAGAAUUUAGGACUACCCUCUUCGCUGCCGUAUCUCUCCAUUAAAUCAGCUUCGAACAAGGUCAAGGUGUUGCUCGAUCAGGGUGGAAUCAAUUUUGCAUCAGGCGGAGCCGGAAUCUUCAAUGAAACAACUAAAUUAUUUAAACAAUCCAUCUCACUCAACGAACAGAUAGCAUAUUUUAAAACAGUGCACGGAGAGCUCAUGCAACAAUUAGGAACCGUUGAAGGACAAACAUACUUGGCAAAAUCUGUGUUUCUUAUUGCAAUUGGUAGCAACGACAUUCUUGGCAAAGUUCAAGCUGUUGGAAAUGAACCAGCUGGUGACCAGUUCAUAAACUCUUUGAUAGUUAUAUUGAAAAGCAAGUUGAAGACAAUUUACAAUCUUGGUGCACGCAAAUUUGCCGUGGUUGGACUCGGUUUGAUAGGGUGUUGUCCAAAACUAAGGAGCGAUAAUCCUAAAGGGGAGUGCAAUGAGCAAGCAAAUCACUGGUCUGUUGAGUACAACAAAGCUGUUAAAUCACUCUUGCAAGAACUCAAAGAAGAGCUUACAGACAUUCACUAUUCCUUGAUAAACACUCACGAUAUCAUGGCCGAUUUCCUGCACCAACCCGCUCUUUAUGGGUUCACCGAGAUAAAAUCUGCUUGUUGCGGAGCGGGGAAUUUCAGAGCAAAAGUCCCAUGCUUACCGGUUGCAGUGUACUGUAAGAAUAGAAGAGACCAUAUAUUUUGGGAUCUAUACCAUCCAACUGAAGCCGCUGCUAAAAUAAUUAUGAAUGAAUUCUUUAUGGGUUCAGAAAAGUAUGUGUACCCUGCGAACUUGAAGCAGUUAUUGGAAGUAUAAAUGGAAUUGACUACUAAGAAAUGUAGUUCAUUACUCAUAAUGUGAUCAAUUUACAUACUGAUGAAAAGAAAGAAUAAAGUUUACAUGGACACAGAAA
Messenger RNA from Papaver somniferum (opium poppy), 1596 nucleotides. RefSeq names its product GDSL esterase/lipase At5g55050-like. Bases 405 to 1499 code for a protein of 364 amino acids. NCBI's taxonomy places the organism in Eukaryota, Viridiplantae, Streptophyta, Magnoliopsida, Ranunculales, Papaveraceae. Gene Ontology annotation, molecular function: hydrolase activity, acting on ester bonds. The record is from RefSeq and is a predicted model, not a curated record. The transcript has 5 exons.